AUGAAGACGGCGAUCCUUCUCGCGGCGGCCAGCUCGGCGUCUGCUGCUGUCUACAAGACGCCACUCAAGAAGAUCUCGCUUUCUGAGCAGCUGGAACAUGCCAACAUUCAGACCCAACUCGCUGGCCUGAAGCAGAAGUACUCCCACCAGCGCGUGGCCAACUUCCAGCCUCAGUCUCAGAUGGCGGCUGCCCUGAAGGCGCCCCACAUUACAGACGGAUCGCACCCUGUGCCCAUCUCCAACUUCCUGAACGCGCAGUACUUUUCCGAGAUCUCCCUCGGCACACCUCCUCAGUCUUUCAAGGUUGUACUUGACACGGGCAGCUCUAACCUAUGGGUCCCAUCGACUGAGUGCAGCUCCAUCGCUUGCUAUCUCCACUCCAAGUACGACUCGUCUCUCUCAUCUACAUACAAGGGGAACGGUUCGGAAUUCGCCAUCUCGUACGGAUCGGGUUCUCUGAGCGGAUUUGUCUCGAACGAUGUUUUCCAGAUCGGCGACGUGAAGGUGAAGAACCAGGACUUUGCCGAGGCUACCUCUGAGCCUGGUCUCGCAUUUGCCUUUGGCAGGUUCGAUGGCAUCAUGGGUCUUGGCUACGACACUAUUAGUGUCAACGGCAUAGUCCCGCCGUUCUACAAUAUGAUUGACCAAGGUCUGCUCGACGAGCCUGUUUUUGCCUUCUACCUUGGUAACACCAAUGACGGCACGGAGUCUGAGGCCACCUUUGGCGGUGUCGACAAGAGCCACUACACGGGCAAGCUGACCAAGCUUCCCUUGAGGCGCAAGGCCUACUGGGAGGUUGACCUUGAUUCCAUCACGUUUGGCGACGAGACUGCUGAGAUGGACGACAUGGGUGCCAUUCUGGACACUGGCACAUCUCUGAUUGCUCUCCCCUCGGCUAUUGCUGAGCUUCUCAACAAGGCGAUUGGCGCUAAGAAGGGCUACAACGGCCAGUACUCAGUCGACUGCAGCAAGCGCGACAGUCUGCCCGACCUUACUUUCAAGCUUACUGGACACGACUUCACUAUUGACGCCUAUGACUACGUUCUCGAUGUCCAGGGAUCUUGCAUCUCUGCUUUCAUGGGUAUGGAUAUCCCCGAACCUGCCGGACCUCUUGUUAUUCUCGGCGACGCUUUCCUCAGGAAGUGGUACUCUGUCUACGACCUGGGCAACUCUGCUGUCGGUCUUGCAAAGUCCAAGUAA
This is a messenger RNA of Bipolaris zeicola 26-R-13, 1200 nucleotides long. RefSeq lists its product as uncharacterized. Gene Ontology annotation, molecular function: aspartic-type endopeptidase activity. Gene Ontology annotation, cellular component: fungal-type vacuole. The record is from RefSeq and is a predicted model, not a curated record. Gene Ontology annotation, biological process: proteolysis. The coding region runs from base 1 to 1200 and encodes 399 amino acids. The transcript is spliced from 4 exons. Lineage: Eukaryota; Fungi; Ascomycota; Dothideomycetes; Pleosporales; Pleosporaceae.